Molecule: messenger RNA, 1041 nt
Organism: Penicillium concentricum
Lineage: Eukaryota; Fungi; Ascomycota; Eurotiomycetes; Eurotiales; Aspergillaceae
Product: Aminoglycoside phosphotransferase
Exons: 2
Coding region: 1-1041 (346 amino acids)
Source: RefSeq, a predicted model, not a curated record
AUGCAGUCCGCACUGUGGAGUUUCGAGCGUGAGACCUUCCAAGGUUCAACCUACCACACUACACCCAGGAUAAUCGCUUACAACGCUACUCGGGAAAGUGAGAUUGGGUUCGAAUGGAUCCUUAUGACGGAAGUGUCUGGGAAGCCUCUCGCCGACUUAUGGCAAUGUCUGUCCAUUGCCGCAAAGUCAGACUUAGUCAAGAAAUUCGCAGGAUUUUCCAUUUCCUUGUGGAGAAAUCAGUUAAAGGGGAUCGGGAACAUUUACCCACUAUCAGUGACGGCCGACGAAAAAGCUUCAACUGGUGAGCCCGCAGCGAGUGGCAGUCCGGAACACCUGAUGAAUGCCGUCCCAAAGACAGGACAAAUUGUCUCUCUCGAAUUUCUCUGGGGAUCUCACACCCGUCAGAAUGUGAACCGAGGCCCAUUUCUUUCUAGUCAAGAAUGGAUGGAGGCUCGGCUUGCUUUUGCCAAGAAUGACUGCCACGACGCCGAGGAUGAGUUGGGAGCUACUACACGGACGCUAGGGCUCAUUGAAAAACUGGAAACAAUUUUCCCACGUAUAUUCCCUCGCGAUAAAUAUGUCCCAGAGCUAAGCGUGGUCUUCCAUGAUGACCUCUCACAAAAUAAUAUCUUAGUGAGCAAGAAAGGCGAGUUGACGGGUGUACUAGAUUGGGAGUGCGUUUCAGCACUACCAUUAUGGAAGGCCUGUUUUUAUCCUACAUUUUUGCAUGGGCGUCCUCGAGAUACGAAGCCCAAUAUUGAAAAGUACGAUAGGGGGAAUCCUCCUUCUGGUGGUGCAUACUGGGAACAUUUGCAUGACUAUGAGGUAACACUUCUACGAGGCGUGUUCUUGGACGAGAUGAGGAAAUCGGAACCGACAUGGGUGAAUGUCUUUGAUACGAGUCGUCUUCGUCGAGAUUUUGAUACUGCUGUGCAACAUUUUGACAGUGGGAUUGUCCGUCACAUAAUUGAGAAGUGGGUUGAAGAUGUCACUGCCGGUAAUGAAAACCCGCAAAACUUACGUGAUAGCCUUGGGUGUUAA